Procambarus clarkii (red swamp crayfish) is the source of this 2656-nucleotide messenger RNA. NCBI's taxonomy places the organism in Eukaryota, Metazoa, Arthropoda, Malacostraca, Decapoda, Cambaridae. The record is from RefSeq and is a predicted model, not a curated record.
UGAACCCUUGGGGAGACGGCCCUACCCCUGCAGGGCGGGCCUUCUGCACCUCUAACUGCAUAUAUAAUGCAGGUCUGAUUCGCCAGUGCGGUUCUGAGUUGCAUCAUGAAGUGUUAAUGACAGCAAGACUGACUUGACUGAGGGACAGUCAUUCCUGUGCCUGGCACCACGACCAGGAAGUGGUGGUGUCCCCAUUAUGAGGGAGUCCUGUCUGACAUGUCCCAGCAACACUCCAAAGACACUCCAUGCCAUCGUAAUCAUCCGGCUGGCUCACCUGCUUCUCCAAAAUGCUGUCCCUAUGGGAUUAAAGAAAUACUUGCCUUUCCUGAAUAUGUUUGAUCGCCUGCAUUUGGCUCCCAAAGAUUCCCAUCUGAACCUGGGUGAGAGUGAAGCGAGUUGCCACCACAGUGAAGAGCCACGCUCUGUAGAGUCUGGAGAUGCAACUGCUGCAACCGAUAUAUGUGACGAUACCAUAGAUGAUGUUAUCUUAGCACAGACAGGAGAAUGUAAUGAACAUCUGUUAGAUUCAAAAGAACUGUUAGUGCAACAUAUGGUGAAAGUUAAGCAGUGGUGGGAUGAUGAAGGAUGGUUUGGUAAACAAGACUCCAAACUCCGCAAGCAGCUGCGAGAAGCGUGCUCAGAGCUGCUAGAAUCUCUCGGCUUUAAGUGCCAGUGCCCUGUCCUUUUGAUGACUCUUGAAUUGAUGUUCUCCACAAAGGCUGGAUUUGGCAAGAGUGUGAGGACUGUCCCAUAUCCCUGCAGUGCUACCUUGAAAAACUUUCUUUUGAAGCUUCAACCUUUCGGAAUAGAGAAGCUAUACACUGCUAAUUUACAGUUUGACUGCCCAUCUGUUGUUGUUACUAUUUGUAAAAAUUCUCCCUUGAUUAAAUGGAUUCAUCUGAGAAUAGAAUUUGCCAAGGGGGAAAUUUUGAGAGAAAUAGGUCACACUGCUCCUGGCAUUGAGACAGUUAUUGUUGUUGUCAGAGAAUAUGAAAUAUAUGAGGAAAUAUCAUCUACUGUUGAAAUUGUCAUUGUUGGUGGGGAGGGUCUUGAGGAUAAUUUAUACACAGGCUUUUUUGAUGGUCUAGACAAAAAUUCUGUGAAUCAUAAAAUCCAGAAUGAUGAGGAUAUGAGAAUCUCUUUCCCGAAACUAAAAUAUGUUGAUGUUGGAAGCCACCGAGAUGUGCGGGAGUUCUUGCAUCACCUUCUAUAUGCAUACCCAGAUAUAAGAUGUAUCACAUGUAAUUCAGAAAAUUGGGUCUUGAGCAAAUAUUCUUUUGAUUUUCCACCUGUAACUCCAUCAACUUUAGGUAGGGGUCCCAAGUCUUUACGAAAAAAAACACCCAAUUAUAACCUAAGAGAGAUGAGCUUUUCAUCAUUUUGCCUGGCAUCAAAAUUACGUGAUAUUUUUACUAAAUAUAGAAAGUUGGAGCAUGUUGGUUUGCAUUUACUGAAAGGUCCUUGGAAGAUUAAAUCAACCAGUGAAACUGCUAAAGAGCUUCUUUGUACAAUUAAUUGCAAGUACUUAACUAUCUGUGUUGAUGUAUACAUGAGUAAUGAUGACUUACUAAGUUUAUACAUACCAUCAUUGCAAGCAACUGGAUCAUCUCUGAGAAUAUUACAGUUUCACCUUACUAAUGAGGUGAAUGUUAAGGUUUUAUGUCAGCUGAUCAACAUGUGCCAGUUUAUAGAGGAGCUGUCACUUGUAACAUCUUGCGAAAGAUGUGAAGUUGAAGGCGAGGACACAGAUGAAAUUCAUAUUAAUGAAUUAUCUCGGUUGAAAUGCUUGAGCAUCUCUAGUCCCUAUAAUGUUACAGAUGCUCUAUAUUUACUGUCGCAAAGACUUAUAUUCUCUGCCACAAAUCUAAUUACUUUAGAGCUUGAACUUGGUGGACGAAAAGUAACAGAAUGGUUGAUGGAGAUUGCCUCAAGAGGGGCUCUUGAAUCACUAGAAAUCUUUCACAUCAAUUUACCAAGUUAUAAGUUUGAUACAUUGAUAAUAAGCAACUUCUUCCUUCCUUUGAUUAAUUUAUUGCCUCAUCUUUCAUGCUUAAUGCUGAGCAAUGUUUGCUUCUGUGUUGUCCAUAUAUUAAGAGCACGAUAUCAGUUCUCAAACUUGAGAAUUAUUUCUAGGACUUCAUCGUACUUGGCAUUCAGAAGUCUAUCUUCUAGGUGCUGUUGAGUAUAUGCUUUAAUAUGAAUGUUAUUGAAACUUUUCAAUUAAGUCAAGCAAUGUGAUACUGUACUGUACAUUCCGGUGGCGUCUGGGAUUUUGUCUUGGAAACAGUUUUAACCCAGUCACCGCAUAUUUUUGUUUCGCUACUGGUUGCAUUUUUCAAGUAAGAACAUGAAUUACUUUUCCAUUGAUACCAUUCUUAAAUUUAGUUCUUAAAUAUUUUCGUACAGUAUUUAAACAAUUUGUUUUUGAGUCUAUUCUCUAAUGAAAAAAAUGAUCCUGGUAACUUUAUACAAAGUUAUUAAGUGAUCUUAAAGAAUAGAAUAUCAUAAAUAAAACAAAUAGGCAUAAGUGCUAAAAUAUUGUGUUUGUCCACUUUUUAUUUAUAACAAGUUAAUUAAUGCGAACAAGCCUGAAUGGUCCCCAGGCGUAUAUGCAACGGAAAACUCCACCCCCAGAAGUGACUCGAACCCAUACAGC